CCGGAAGUUGUGUAACUGCCCGGCAUCUGCACUUUAGGGUUAUUUUUGACCGUUUAAUACUUCUACUUUUUUUUUAUUUCGAAUAAUAAAAAAUGGUCAAUCUUGGUAUUACUAGAGUGGACGAUGCGUUGGCGGCAAAACAUCCGGGCUUAGGAAGAUAUGCAGCCUGCCAGUCUAAUGCUUUCAUGAAGGGGACUGGGACAUUUUUGCUCGGUGCUGUUGGUUUUUUUCUUGUCCAGAAAGUUCUGCAGAAGAGACUUCCUUAUCCUCUGCAAUGGAAUCUACUUGUUUCCAUCGUGGCGUCAUCAGUAGGCAGUUACGCCGUGACACGGUGGGAAACGCAGAAGUGCUCUGACCUCUGGUUGCUACUAGAAACUGGAAAAGUCCCAGACAGAUCACAGCCACAGGUGUCUAAAGUAGAGGAACAAACAAAGGCGGCGAAGACCAAAUAUGGUGACGUGAUGGAUUGAAAGUGAAUGGACUCUUGUUAAAGGGGAACAUUAUCACCAGACCUAUGUAAGCGUCAAUAUAUACCUUGAUGUUGCAGAAAAAAGACCAUAUAUUUUUUUAACCGAUUUCCGAACUCUAAAUCGGUGAAUUUUGGUGAAUUAAACGCCUUUCUAUUA
Nerophis lumbriciformis (worm pipefish) is the source of this 626-nucleotide messenger RNA. It is a transcript of the gene tmem141, whose product is annotated as transmembrane protein 141. The record is from RefSeq and is a predicted model, not a curated record. Lineage: Eukaryota; Metazoa; Chordata; Actinopteri; Syngnathiformes; Syngnathidae.